Bursaphelenchus xylophilus (pine wood nematode) is the source of this 1723-nucleotide messenger RNA. The record is from the annotation of a GenBank genome assembly. Lineage: Eukaryota; Metazoa; Nematoda; Chromadorea; Rhabditida; Aphelenchoididae.
AUGCCACAUCAUUUUGACAAGGUAUAGCACUAGACAAUACCGCAAAAAUGCCUUCAAUCUUCACCUGAUAACUUCUAUUCUUAGUUUAUCUUUGAUUUUUCAGCUUGUCCAAAAGCAACGCGACUUCUUCAAUACCGGGACCACUUUGAGUGUCGAAUGGAGGAAGCAACAGCUGAUUAAACUCCGUGAAGCCAUCGAUAAGUUCGCCGAUAAAAUUGCUGAUGCCCUUUGGGCGGAUCUUCAUCGAGAGAAGUCUCUUUCCAAGGGUACUGAGACUGAUCUGUUGUACAAUGAUAUCGCGUAUUUCUUGGAGAAUUUGGAUAGUUGGACAGCUCCAGAGAAGGUGAGAAAAAUACUUCAAUAAAUAUUGAUUGUCAAACACAUUUUUAUUUAAGCUAACCUGUUCAGUGACUGUUAUAACAUAAUUUUCCAAUAAAUUCUUUCAGCGCAAAGGCAACGCCAUCAGCGAGGCCUACCUCCACAAGCAACCUAAAGGAGUGGUCCUCAUCAUCGCUCCCUUCAAUUAUCCCGUUCAACUUGCUAUUCGUCCACUCAUAGCGGCCAUUGGAGCUGGUUGCACAACGAUUAUCAAGCCUUCGGAAGCUACCGAGAACAGCGCUCAGGUCAUUGAGGAGAUCGUGAGCUCAGUGUUUCCUCCAGAGUUUGCGACUGUGGUCCUUGGAGAUGGCGCUACUUGUACUGCUUUGCUGGAACAAAGAUUUGAUCACAUCUUCUACACCGGGGGGACUCAAAUCGGAAAGAUCAUUAUGGCCGCUGCGGCUCAGCAUUUGACUCCCGUUACAUUGGAGUUGGGAGGUCAGAGGUGAGAGAACUUGGAUUAUAACGGAAAUACCGCUCUUGGAAUUUGAGCAACAUCAUUACGAAUAUUCUUUUUUCAGUCCCUGUUAUAUUGAUGAAGGAGUGGACAUUGAUGAGGCGGUUGGGAAGAUCGUCAUGCCCAAGUUCAUCAACAAUGGUCAGACAUGUAUCACUGUCAAUCAUUUGAUUUUGCACGAGAAAAUCAAGGAUGAGUUUACCAAGAAGCUGAUUGCUGCAGUUGAGGCGACUUUCACCAGAAAUCCAAAGUCCAACCCACUCUAUGCUCGUAUUGUCACUAAAAAACAUUGGAAGUAAGUAUCUGUUUUACCUUUAAAAUAAAAGUAUACUGUAACUGUCUUAUACUUAAUUUAACUUGAUUUUCAGCCGAGUUCAUCGACUCGUUAAGGCCACAAAAGGCAAAAUUCUUUACAAAGGAGACGAUGAAGAUGAUCAUGACGACAAAUUCCUGUCCCCUUAUAUUGUUGAAAUUGAGCCAGAGGAUUCGCUGUUGGAAGAAGAGCUGUUUGCCCCUGUUUUGCCAAUUUUGACCGUCAAAAAUGGCCAAGAGGCGAUUCAGUUGAUCAAAGACAGCGGAGAAAGGCCAUUGGCCAGUUACAUUUUCUCGAAUGACAAAGCUUUGACCGACAAAUUUGUUAACGAAAUUAUUGCUGGAGGCACUGUGAUUAACGAUGUGCUCGUUCAAUAUUUCAGUAAGGAAUUUUGGAAGUGAAAAUCAAAAAAUCUUGAAAAAAUUACCGUAAUUUUUUCAGACAAUGAUCUUCCAUUUGGCGGAGUUGGGAACAGUGGAAUGGGAAGAACCCAAGGAAAGUACGGCUUCGACGCUUUCACCCACGAAAAGCCAGUGUGCGUCUCGAAGUCGCCUAAGGGCAUUUUCAGCCAGUAA